AUUAAUUAACAAAUUUAUUAAGAAUUAAAUUUAAUUUUAAAUAUGCACUCGCCAAGUGUUAAAAGCGUAAAGAAGAUGACAGUCCCUCAGUUAAAGGAGCACCUUAAAAGUUUUGGCUUAGAAACGAAAGGGUUGAAAGCUGAUUUAAGCGCUCGUUUACUAGAUUAUAUUGAAGAUUCUAAUUCGAAAGAAGAUGAAAAGAGCUUGGAGGCUUCGAAUUUUUCAAAGACUACUCAGAAUACUUUACAAGAGACACCUGUUGAUAAAAAAGAAAAAAAGAACUACAAUCUUCGUUCCGAUCAAUCUUUUUCUCAAGAAGGGACUUUAAUAAACACUGGAGUAGAAAAGCCACUACCUUUAGCCAAUGAAAGUUGUAACGAGAGUAAUGAAAAUAAAGUUACAAAAGAGAAUGCUUUUCCGAAUCCUCAAGAUGAGAAAGUAGAACAUGAAGAACAGUAUCUUCACUUAGCCAAAGAACGUGUUUUUAUUAAAACUCUGGAACAACUUAAAAAUAUUUACAAAGUUGGCACACUCGUUAAUGGCUCUAAUAUUAACGAUAAGAUUAAGAAAAAACUUUUAAAGAAAAAGAUUCAGAAGAUUAAAAGGAAAGAAAAGAAAAAAGAAGAAAAGCUUCGGAAAGAACUGGAGAACAACAAAGCUAAAGAACAACAAGCUAUUAGGCGGGAAGCCCACGAAGUUGAAAUCGUUUUAGUGGAUAAAGCACCGGAAAUUAAAGAUCCUGCUUAUCAAGAGUUUCAAGGCAUUUUUGAAAAGUUUAAAGGCGCCAAUGUAGUAAAGUUGGACGACAAUACUAUGAAGUUUAUUGAUGGCGCUUAUCAAUUACUUGAAAAAGAGAUACAAGACGAAGAGGAAAGAAAGAAAAAAGCAGAACGCGAGCGUCGAAAAGAGGAAGAAGAAGAAACUAUUCAGCGGCUUGACGAAGAGGGAAAACCAAAACUAUCCAAGAAAAAGUUGAGAAAAGAAACUCGUUUGAGUGUCGCCGAGCUAAAGAAUAACGUUCCCCGCCCAGAUUUGGUCGAGGGUUGGGAUGUUAAUGCAAGAGACCCAAUUAUGCUGGUUCACUUAAAAUCCUGCCGAAAUACAGUUCCUGUGCCCCAACAUUGGUGCCAAAAGCGCAAGUACCUUCAAGGCAAAAGAGGCUUGGAAAAGUCUACUUACGAGUUGCCUCAAUACGUAGCAGACACCGGGGUGGCGGAAAUGAGAGCCGCUCUUCUCGAAAAAGAGCAAGCUCAAGGUAUUAAAGCGAAAGGAAGAGAGCGUGUCCGACCCAAAAUGGGGAAAAUCGAAAUUGAUUAUCAAAAGUUGCACGACGCGUUUUUCCGCUAUCAAACGAAACCCAAAAUGACUAUUCACGGCGAUCUUUACUAUGAAUCGAAGGAAUAUGAAACUCGUUUAACAGAAAGAAAGCCGGGCGACUUGAGCGACGAGCUGAAAGCUGCUUUGGGAAUCCCCUUGACUCCAGACGGGAACUUGCUGCCCCCGCCAUGGCUAAUCCAAAUGCAGCGGUUUGGGCCGCCGCCGUCUUAUCCAAACCUUCGGAUUCGUGGACUGAACGCGCCAAUCCCUUCCGGCGCGCAAUUCGGGUAUCAUCCGGGUGGAUGGGGCAAACCUCCCGUCGAUCAGCAUGGCGUCCCUCUUUACGGCGAUGUUUUUGGCACUGACAGUAAAAGAAUUAUCGACACUGAAACGAAUAUUGACAAGCACUUUUUUUGGGGUGGUCUUCAAGAACUUUCUGAAGAGUCGAGCGAAGAAGAGUCGAGCGAAGAGGAAAGUGAAGAAGAACUUGAUGGAACUCGCACGGAUAGCGGAUUAGAAACUCCCAGCGGAAUCGCUUCUAUUCCUGCGGGUUUAGAAACUCCCGAACACUUAGAGCUACGCAAAAAGAAACAAAUAGAAGAGGAUAUGGAUAUUAGGGAGCAGCAGCCGCUUUAUACUGUUCUUCCUGAGAAGAAAAAUGAAAGCAGGAAGGGCGUGAUGGCUCCCAGUUAUACUUACGAACUCUCUUCAAGCAAAAGCAAAACGAAAGGCGUGGAAGUGGCUUUGGAUCCCUCCGAGCUUGAAGACGAUUCGGCUAUUCGAGCUCGUUACGAGCAAAAAUUAAAAGAACAAGAAGCCGCAGAAAGACCAGAAGAUCUCAGCGAUAUGGUGGCUGCUCACGUGGCUCAGCAGAAUAUUAAGCGAAAGAAAAAGCAGAGCGAAAAGGAUAAAGCUUCCAAGAAAUAUAAAGACGUUUUCUAA
This is a messenger RNA of Zophobas morio, 2259 nucleotides long. Its product is annotated as splicing factor 3B subunit 2-like. Gene Ontology annotation, cellular component: U12-type spliceosomal complex; nucleus. The coding region runs from base 43 to 2259 and encodes 738 amino acids. NCBI's taxonomy places the organism in Eukaryota, Metazoa, Arthropoda, Insecta, Coleoptera, Tenebrionidae. The transcript is spliced from 15 exons. The record is from RefSeq and is a predicted model, not a curated record.